Molecule: messenger RNA, 1425 nt
Organism: Gloeophyllum trabeum ATCC 11539
Lineage: Eukaryota; Fungi; Basidiomycota; Agaricomycetes; Gloeophyllales; Gloeophyllaceae
Exons: 4
Coding region: 1-1425 (474 amino acids)
Source: RefSeq, a predicted model, not a curated record
AUGGCGGCGGCGCCCGACGCCCUUAACCCAGAUGAAAGCGGCGAAGCUCUGGUCUUUUCAUUCGACAUAAAUUCUAUGUGUUGCGAUAGUAUGUAUCCUACACCUGACGAGUCAUCGAAAGUGGUUGCACGGGUGAAGGAGAAACUCGCGAUUGGUGUGCCAGUUCUCAUUCGCGGAUUCAAGCUCCCUGGCCCCCAGUACAAAUUUGAUCGCCCCUCUAUGGAACAGUACAAGUCAUCCUUGCACAACCCGGUUGUAUUUCAGGAUGCGGCCAAGAGGUCUAAAUAUGUACGCUCCCUGAAAGAUGCGGGCUACAAUUCCAGCGACGAUGAGGCUGCUGAGUCCUCGGGGGACGAGGGAACACCGCCGAAGAUCUAUGGGGAGCUGCCCCUUGGAGAGUUCAUCGACAAGGCGACCUCAACCAGAAUCUGCGGGAAUCUACUUGAUUCCUACGCCCCUGAUCACUCUGGCAUGCCUUGGUUCAUUGGCCUUAUGAAUGAGCAGAAUCAUGCGAUGUUUCAGAACCGGCUCUACAACCUCGCCCUGCCUUGCAAGGCUGGCACGAAGCGUCGUAAAUUGGAAGACGCUGCUGAGCUAGCUGGACCGCAACUUAUGCAUCCAGACACAUAUCAGCUCGUCAUGUGGGACUUGAUAACGCACGGCGGAUUUGUUUCGCACACGCACCAUGAUGCUGGCGGCGCAGCAACCUGGAUGGCGAUCCGUGACGGGGCCAAAUUCUGGACGUUGAUUAAGAUGAAGACAGACGGGUUGGUUUCAAGGGAGCAAGUGCAGCAGCGCUUCAAGAGGGCAACAAAGAGUCUUCCCAAACUGUUAGAGAAAUACCACGACGAAGUGGAGCAAAUUGGUACGGUUUGCUUGGUGCCUGGUGACAUACUCAUUCAGCCCCCGAAUAUAAUGCACUGUGUGUACACGCCGGUCAAGACAGUGGCCACAGGCGGCCACUUCUACUGUUAUGACCUGUGCCAUCUGACGGAGUUGUCAUUGGACAUCGAUAGGAAGUAUGGCCAUGUCACCACCAACCAGGCUCAUCCUUCUGUCCUCAGACUUAUCGGCAACCUCGCCUUGGCUCUCCCGAAUCGAUGGGAUAAGCCCUUGCGCAAGAUCCCAUUUCUCGCGCUUGCCUUGAUGGUCUUAGACUCGAACAAGUAUGAGGGUAAUUCGAAGGGACAAGGUUCGGCCCAAUAUUAUCCACAGGGGCGGUACAUGAGGGAGAUCAAGGGAGAAUCAGCAUAUGCGAAGCAAGUCAUCAACUGUGUUCUCGACUUUAAUGGCAUUCCCGGUGAUGUACCCUCCAUGCACUCCCUCAUCCAUAAACGUCCGGGGAAAGACAUUAACAGCCCAGGCGAUGAAUAUGUAGAUCUCUCAUGUCUCAAAAGCUUCGAAUUCGUGUCUGUGGUACAGUAA